AUGGCUCUUAGUCAAGUCGGUUCCUACCGGUGGGCUUUGUGGGUGCUGUUGCUUGUGUCUUGUGCUCGCGCAUUCUACAUCCCUGGUUACUCGGUGACCCGCUAUAACGACAACGACCCAAUUCCUCUUCUCGUAAACAAAAUCUUCUCGGAUCAUACCCAACUCCAGUAUGCAUAUUUCGACCUCCCUUUCGUCUGCCCGCCGAGCGGCAAAACACACGGAGGCUCACCGUUCGGAUCUGGCCAACGUGUCUCGCUCAAUAUUGGAGAGAUACUACGUGGAGAUCGAAUCAUGACGUCCGACUUUGAGGUCGCGAUGGGAAGGGAUAUUGAGUGUCAGUCGCUUUGCACUCGUGAAGUCAGUCGUUCUAAUGUGAAAUGGGCUCGUCAACUUAUCAAGGAAGGAUAUGUGGUCGAAUGGAUUGCCGAUAACCUGCCCGGAGCCACUAGCUUUGUGACAGUGGAUCGAAGCCGCAAGUACUACGCCUCGGGAUUCAAACUUGGCUACAGAGACAUCUCUCCAAUCACCGGACAGCCACGGUAUUUCAUCAACAACCACUUCACGAUCGUCAUCCGCUGGCGGAGCGCACCUGAAGGAGGGAAGCUGGUAGUUGGAUUUGAGGUGUACCCGAAGAGUAUCACCGCCGAGGACCGCAAGGAGGACGGAUGCCCCAGGGCAGUUCACAACAACAACGAAGGACUGGGACUGUAUAUCCCGCCUGAUCUUUCCCGAAUGCAAGAAAAAUACUCUGGACUGUCAUAUAUUCCAGAGGAUGACGAUGACGAUGACGGAGUUACACUGAAGGUCCCUUACACCUACUCUGUUUACUUCCGCGAAGACACCCAGGUUGACUGGGCAAACCGCUGGGAUUUAUACUUUACCAAUCAAGAUGAAAGCUCGAUAACCCAUUGGUUGGCGAUCAUCAAUUCUUUGACGAUUUCCAUUGUGCUGGGAGUGACUGUAUUCGUCAUCUGGGGCCGCACGGUGCAAGGCGACAUAAAAGGCCGGGGCGAUGGUGCUAUGGAUGAUCGGAAGACCAAAAGUCAAUCUCGACGGAGGAGCCGCAAAUCCACCGAGAAGAAAGGCGAGGGUCUUUUGGAAGAUAAUGCGGAUGUGGAGCGCGACGCGGACUACACCUCGGACGAGGAAGCUCUCGAAGAUACAAGUGGCUGGAAGCUUCUCCAUGGAGACGUGUUCCGAAUUCCCGCUUAUAGUGGUCUUCUUGCUCCAUUGGUUGGAUCAGGCAUGCAGCUAUUGUUCAUGGCUUCAGGCUUGCUCUCUCUCAGCUGCUUAGGAGUCUUGAACCCAAGCUUCCGUGGUGGCUUCGUCAGUGUCGGCAUGGGUUUAUUCGUUUUUGCGGGCCUUUUCUCUGGUUACUUCUCAGGAAGACUUUACAAAACCUUUGGUGGCACCGCCUGGCGCAAAAACACUCUGAUUACCGCUUUGCUAUUCCCUGGCCUGACAUUCUGCCUUUUGUUUAUCCUGAACUUGUUUGUUUGGGCACAAGCAUCAAGUACCGCGAUUCCAUUUGGCACUCUGAUCGGACUCCUUGCACUUUGGCUCCUUAUCCAAGUCCCGUUAGUGUACAUUGGCAGCUGGGUCGGCUACGCCCGUGCGAUGCCAUGGGAGCACCCCCUGAAGACGAACGCGAUUCCCCGUCAAAUUCCACCCCAGCCAUGGUAUCUCAGCAGCCCUCUCGGCCCCAUGUUAACCGGUCUCAUUCCAUUUGCGGUUCUCUUCAUUGAGCUCCUCUUCGUUUUCAAGAACUUGUGGCAGGACAAAACUGGUUAUUACUACGUGUUCGGCUUCUUGAGUGUUGUCUCAACUGUAUUGAUUGUGACAGUCAUCGAGGUGACUGUCAUUGCAACAUACAGCCAGCUUUGCUCCGAGAAUUACCAUUGGUGGUGGCAGAGCUUCAUCGCCGGCGGCAGCAGCGCGUUUUGGAUUUUUGCCUACUGCAUCUGGUAUUAUUUGUUCAAACUUCAUAUCACCGGUUUUGUGUCAGGCUUGCUGUUCUUCAGCUACAGCUUCCUUGCCUGUGCUGUUUAUGGCCUCUUGACCGGAACUGUCGGUUUUUUGGCCGCUUACGCAUUCGUCAGGCGUGUCUAUAGUGCUAUCAAGGUCGACUGA
Messenger RNA from Penicillium paradoxum, 2130 nucleotides. RefSeq names its product transmembrane 9 family protein. The coding region runs from base 1 to 2130 and encodes 709 amino acids. The transcript has 5 exons. Gene Ontology annotation, biological process: protein localization to membrane; vacuolar transport. Gene Ontology annotation, cellular component: Golgi apparatus; membrane. The record is from RefSeq and is a predicted model, not a curated record. Lineage: Eukaryota; Fungi; Ascomycota; Eurotiomycetes; Eurotiales; Aspergillaceae.